AAGCCCCCUUGCUUCCAGCGAGAACUGGGCGGAAGCGUUGUUCCUGUUUCAGGGAGGGGUUCGGUCAUAGCCGGGCUUCCUGGAGAUUUUGUCGGUUGCUGCCGAUAGCUGCAGAUCCGGAGCACUACAUUCACCGCCAGCAUGGGAACCCGGGACGACGAAUACGACUAUUUGUUCAAAGUGGUGCUGAUCGGUGAUUCUGGAGUUGGGAAAAGUAACCUCCUUUCUCGCUUUACCCGUAACGAGUUUAAUCUAGAGAGUAAAAGCACCAUCGGUGUGGAGUUUGCUACAAGGAGCAUCCAGGUGGACGGUAAAACAAUCAAAGCUCAGAUUUGGGACACAGCUGGACAGGAAAGAUACCGCGCAAUCACCUCUGCGUACUAUCGAGGAGCUGUAGGUGCUCUGCUGGUGUAUGAUAUUGCCAAGCAUCUUACCUAUGAAAAUGUGGAAAGGUGGUUGAAAGAAUUGAGGGACCAUGCAGACAACAACAUAGUCAUCAUGCUGGUGGGGAACAAGAGUGACUUGCGCCACCUCAGAGCAGUGCCGACUGAUGAGGCCCGAGCAUUUGCAGAAAAGAAUGGUUUGUCCUUCAUUGAGACUUCAGCCCUGGACUCGACAAAUGUGGAGGCUGCUUUCCAGACCAUCCUGACAGAAAUUUACCGCAUUGUGUCUCAGAAGCAGAUGUCUGACAGACGUGAAAACGACAUGUCCCCAAGUAACAACGUUGUCCCCAUACAUGUCCCACCCACCACUGAAAAUAAACCAAAGAUGCAGUGCUGUCAGAACAUAUAACGGCUGGUGCCUGCACAGUGCCAGGCUUCAGUUUCCUGUGUCCAGCUCUGGUGGGGCCAGGCCCAAUACCUGUGCCCAGUUCUAGAGGUGCCAGGCUCUGUAUAUUCCCCACGUCCUGCACUGGACUCUUUGGAAUUCUUUUUUUUUUUUCCUUUUUUUUUUUUUUUUGUUAAUAUAUUUUUUUGUUUUGUUUUGAGUGUAUGUGUG
Molecule: messenger RNA, 999 nt
Organism: Nanorana parkeri
Lineage: Eukaryota; Metazoa; Chordata; Amphibia; Anura; Dicroglossidae
Gene: RAB11A
Product: RAB11A, member RAS oncogene family
Exons: 5
Coding region: 142-792 (216 amino acids)
Biological process (GO): exocytosis; melanosome transport; neurotransmitter receptor transport, endosome to postsynaptic membrane
Cellular component (GO): axon; postsynaptic recycling endosome; transport vesicle
Molecular function (GO): GTPase activity; GTP binding
Source: RefSeq, a predicted model, not a curated record